Messenger RNA from Alligator sinensis (Chinese alligator), 1430 nucleotides. It is a transcript of the gene THAP3, whose product is annotated as THAP domain containing 3. NCBI's taxonomy places the organism in Eukaryota, Metazoa, Chordata, Crocodylia, Alligatoridae. The transcript has 4 exons. Bases 67 to 594 code for a protein of 175 amino acids. The record is from RefSeq and is a predicted model, not a curated record.
UGCCCCCGCAGGUUCCCCCGGAGCCGGCCGGAGCUGCUGGCCCGCUGGGUGGUCAACCUGGGCCGCAUGGACUUCCAGCCCAGCUGCCACGCAGUGCUCUGCUCGCAGCACUUCCAACCCGACUGCUUCAGCCCUUGCGGCAACCGCGCCAACCUCCGGCCCGACGCCGUGCCCACGCUCUUCGCCGCCCCGCCCGCUGCCGCCCAAAUCGGGAACGGGAAGAGUUCUCUGAAGAAUGCUGAGGAUCCCCCAUUGCCAAAAGACUCUACAGACAGUUGGGAGGACAGGAGACUGGAAGUAGAAGCUGUUCAUCAGGAGCCCCAGUCUACUACAGCAGAGCAUCCAGUAAAGGAGGUUACUACAACAGAGGCAGCAGAAACGGAGGACAGGCAGCUGAAAUCCAGGCCCCUAGUGCAGAGGCACCACCUUCAGAGCUCAGAUCACAGCUAUGCCAUUGCUGACUGUACUUCCUUGAAAAAAAAACUCUUUCAAGCCCUGGAAGAAAAUGAAAAACUCCGGAAAUGCCUGAAAGUUAAAAGUGUAGAACUAAAGAGGAUACUUGUGCGGCUCCAAACUUGUAAAAAGGAGCACUGAGAACUCCAAGCUAACCAAGCUCCUGGAAGGGUGCUGGGCCUGACUUUCUAAACACUCUUCUACCUCCAAGAACAGCACCUCGAGAGGCUGCUGCCUAGUGCAACUUUCCCAUGGGCUAGGUGACUUGGUCUUGUUGCUGUAGUUUCCCCUGGGCAUAGCUUUACAUUCACACAGAUCAUAACUGCCUCGUGGACAAGAGCUGAGAACUAGUGCCCACAGUCUGAGAGAGAAAUCUGAACGCAUGAAAACCCACACUUGUACAUCAUGCUUGAGUACUUGUAAUGUUAGUACAGUUGUUAAAGGGGAAAGGAGAAAAUUGACAGGGGACUAGGAGAUGCUACAAAAGUUUCCUUGGAUGCUGUUGCUUUUAGUAUGCCAUUUAAUUGACGGUGAGAAGUGGGUAAUUUUAAAACUUCCUUAAGGCAUCUUUGCCUGUAUUUUGACAAGAGUUAAUAGUACUUAUUUUUCUCCCAUAUGUAAAAUAUAGGUGGUCAGAAGUAUCUCACCUGUAAUCCUCCUGUAAAUGUAAAACAAAAAACAGUUGUGAACUAAUUCUAAAGCUACAAAGCAGGUGAAGGGGUCAAAAAGCCAGUUUGCAAGUUGUAUUAGGGUUGUUCUAUUUCCCUUUCAUUCUGUAGGCUGUAAGAAAAAGGAUUUACUUUUUUGACAGUAAAAACUAUUUAAGCACAGGAAAACAUGAGGGUCAGUGUUGACUGUUUAUUACUUACAAACUUUAUGACUUUUUUAUGUCUCCUUCUUCUUAGUCUAAGUAUUGAAAUUUAUCUACCUGGUGGUGGCAUUUUUUUCUGUAAUUAACAAUAAAUGUGUUUAAUAAC